This is a messenger RNA of Ipomoea triloba (trilobed morning glory), 1275 nucleotides long. RefSeq names its product N-carbamoylputrescine amidase. The transcript is spliced from 9 exons. Bases 167 to 1069 code for a protein of 300 amino acids. Lineage: Eukaryota; Viridiplantae; Streptophyta; Magnoliopsida; Solanales; Convolvulaceae. Gene Ontology annotation, molecular function: N-carbamoylputrescine amidase activity. The record is from RefSeq and is a predicted model, not a curated record.
ACUAGAAAAUCGCCGUUUUUAUGUCCAGCUUUUUGCAAGCAUAUAUUCUCUCUGCAAUAAGGCGUCAAUUAUUGUCAUUCUGAAAUCAGCUCCACCAUUGACUCUGCUUUGAUUUCGUUGUUGGAUAACGCAAGAGAUUUAAGCAAAAGGAGUUUUACGGCGGAGAAUGGCCGAGAUCAAGAGACUAGUCACCGUCGCAGCUCUGCAAUUCGCCUGCACGGAUGAUGUCGCCACCAACGUCGCCACCGCCGAGAGGUUGGUUAGAGCAGCUCAUGAGAAGGGUGCGAAUAUCAUUCUUAUACAGGAGUUGUUUGAGGGUUAUUACUUUUGUCAAGCACAAAGGGAAGACUACUUUCAAAGAGCAAAACCAUACAAGGCACAUCCAACAAUUCUAAGGAUGCAGGAGCUUGCAAAAGAUUUGGGAGUUGUAAUUCCAGUUAGCUUCUUUGAGGAGGCAAAUAAUGCCCAUUACAAUUCAGUAGUUGUGAUUGAUGCUGAUGGGACUGAUCUUGGACUUUAUAGAAAAUCCCAUAUUCCUGAUGGUCCAGGUUACCAGGAAAAAUUUUACUUUAAUCCAGGUGACACUGGCUUUAAGGUCUUCGAGACUAAAUUUGCAAAAAUUGGAGUGGGUAUUUGCUGGGAUCAAUGGUUCCCCGAGACAGCUCGAGCUAUGGCUCUUCAGGGUGCAGAAAUACUGUUGUACCCAACUGCAAUUGGUUCUGAACCUCAAGAUGACGGACUUGAUUCCCGAGAGCACUGGAAGCGAGUGAUGCAAGGUCAUGCUGGGGCUAACCUAGUACCUCUAGUAGCGUCAAACCGCAUUGGGAAGGAGAUAAUUGAGACAGAGCAUGGGAAGAGUGAGAUAACAUUCUAUGGCAAUUCCUUUAUAGCAGGUCCCACAGGAGAAAUUGUGGCACUUGCAGAUGAUAAGGAGGAAGCUGUUCUUGUAGCACAGUUUGAUCUGGCCAGUAUCAAAAGCAAAAGAUGUAGUUGGGGGGUGUUUCGUGAUCGGCGCCCGGACUUGUAUAAGGUGCUUUUGACAUUAGAUGGCCGCAAUCCAUCUCUCUGAACUGAAUUCCUCAGUUUCUGCUUUGAGAGAGAUGGUUGUAAGGAACUUUUAUAACCUCGAAAUUUCAUCAUUUGAAUAACUAGAUGGUUUAGCUCGUAAGGUGGUAUGUCCCUAGAAGAAACCAAGAAGAGAUGUUUUGUUGUGGUAAAUGACAUUCAAGUAUCUUCAUAUUAUGAUAUCAAUACUAGCAUUUAGCUUCCAAAUUU